This is a messenger RNA of Colossoma macropomum (tambaqui), 1114 nucleotides long. RefSeq names its product ankyrin repeat domain 39 (gene ankrd39). The transcript is spliced from 5 exons. NCBI's taxonomy places the organism in Eukaryota, Metazoa, Chordata, Actinopteri, Characiformes, Serrasalmidae. Bases 418 to 963 code for a protein of 181 amino acids. The record is from RefSeq and is a predicted model, not a curated record. Gene Ontology annotation, molecular function: protein binding.
GAAAACCCAUAUUUUCCUUGUUGUCAGAGUGGAUAGGCUUUUAUUUUGGAGAGCCGCGCGCUCACGCUGUCCACUCUGAGUGAGUUUGUUUAUUCCUGUCAGAGAUAUUUUCUUCUGAACGACGUGUUUCUAGUUGAACCCUCGGACCUGUCCAGCCGGUGGAGUUCAGCUCGUUAUCGGACUGAGCGCAUCUGCAGUGCUCGAUAUUUCAGUUAUACCAGCCGGUUAAAGCUGCUCUAACGGCAGUCUGCUGCUGAGUCAACAUCACGCUGGAGAUCAUAACAGCAAGUGUGCACUGCAGAUAACUGUUUGGAGAUCAUCGGCCGAUGCCCUUGCGUCUACUGUUGGCGAGGAAGCUAGCUGGGUUCUGCAUGUAUGCUGCUGUAUGGAGGGUAGAACUAUAUUCUUGACCCCAGCAUGGACUCCCAUGGCAAGCAGUGCUCCUGCAGUGCCCACCACUCCACCCCAAGCGUCCAUCAGACCCUUGACGAGAUGGACUUUGAGAGAGGUAUAUGGUCAGCAGCUAUGGACGGCGACUUGGAGAGGGUCAAGUCCUUGUUAAGAAAGGGAACUGAUCCAAAUAUCAAAGACCAGGCCAGCUACACUGCUUUGCACUACUCCAGUCGAGCAGGUCACAGGUCAGUGUGUGAGCUCCUCCUGGACCACGGGGCCUGUGCUAACUCCCAAACCCGUGGUGGGGCCACUCCCCUGCACAGAGCGGCCUACUGUGGCCACCUUGCCAUCGUACAGCUGCUGCUGACCCAUGGAGCUAACACCCGACUAACUGAUGAUGAUGGAUCAACGGCGCUGCAUAAGGCAGCUGAGCAGGGCCACCUGGAGGUGUGUGAAUUGUUGGUGAGCAGCUGUCCCAUCUUGAGAACCGUGAAGGAUAGGAGAUUACGCUUACCUGUAGAUCUGUGUCCAGAGAACAGCGCUUUACUGGAGCUGCUAAACCCUCAAUGACCUGCUCUGCUUGCCAAAAAGAGAGACUUGGAGGAGAAGGAGUUUCAAGCAAGCUGUAGAACUCACUUAAGGUUCAGGCUGGAAAUGAUCUCAGGAAGUCCACUCAUGCUCCUGUCCACUCAAGGGAGUAAAUAAAACUUUUACACCCCUG